UCGAGGGACCGCGGCGGUCGCAAGUCGAUCGUCGCUCAGAUGCGCUCUCCUUUUGAGCCAAAAGUCGCUCCGCACUCUCUCUCUCUCAUCUCCUUCCUUAUUUUGCCUCGCAGUGCAGGCAGCAGCGCAGCGAAGCGAAGCUGGAUCGAGUGGUGAUGCGCACGGCGCUGUCAUUUUGAGCCGGAGGAGAGAGGAAUGGGGGAGCUAGGUUACUGCUGAGGGAUAUUUUUAUGCGAGGGCGAUGGAGAGGCGCGGGGGGCCGGCGAUGGCGCCGCUGAGCGCGGCGACGGUAGUGAGAGGGGAGGAGAGGUGGCGGCAUUUUGACAACUCGGUGAACGCCGUCUCGUUUGGGUUCGUGGCCACCGCCGUUCUCAUCUCCAUGUUCCUCGUCAUGGCCAUCUUCGAGCGCUUUCUGCGCCCGAGGUCGCCGCUCGCGGAAAACGGCAGGGGAGGCGGCGGCGGCGAUGCCUACUUUGGGAGGCGGAUGGGGUCGUCGCUGGAUCCGGAGGUGCAUGCCAGCAAGAUGGAGUACUCGUCCUCCAAGAUUUCAAUGUAUUCCAAGGAGGUAUCUGUGUUGAUGCCUGGCUAUAGCACACCGACUUUCAUCGCGUAUCCUGCUCCCACUCCUGCUCUUGCUCCCUGGCCGCCUUCUCAUGAGCAUUGCUAGCUCACCGAAAACCAGAGACCGCCGAGGCCCCAGAAUCCAGCGAACAUGAGUUCCACUUAGCAAAUCUGAACUCUCUCGUGUCUGGGAGCCAUCUUGAUUAUUUGGUAAUGUCACACAUUGUGUAUAGUUCUCUUUAUGGACUUCGAAGAAGCAUGCUGCUGCCCCUGUUGCUCUCACGGCAGCAGAGAGGUAGCUUUCUCAAGUAUUGACUUGAAUCUUUUAGAGAUGCCUUUAAUUCUAA
Messenger RNA from Zingiber officinale, 908 nucleotides. RefSeq lists its product as uncharacterized. The transcript has 2 exons. Lineage: Eukaryota; Viridiplantae; Streptophyta; Magnoliopsida; Zingiberales; Zingiberaceae. The record is from RefSeq and is a predicted model, not a curated record. Bases 242 to 667 code for a protein of 141 amino acids.